UCGCAGCCGCAAGGUCUUCCCGCACGCGCGGAGAACAACCCGCGCGCAACAAAAAGCGCGCGCUUUUCGUCGUUGUUGCUGAACAUUCGUCACGAAACGCAUCGCGCGUUUAUUUGUGAGGAAAAUAGGGGGUACGUUUAACAAAAAAAAUAAUACUAUUUAAAAUAAGGGAUUUAAAUAAUUAAGCUCGACCCCCCCCCCCUCACCCCCUCACAAGCUGGGCCGCCCCCUUUGUUGUUGUCGCUGCUGCUACUACUGCAGCGAUGGCGGACAAACCCUUCAAGGCGGAGUACGCGAAGAGCAGCCGCGCUUCGUGCAAAAAAUGCGGCGGCAACAUUGAGAAGGACUGCCUGCGUCUCGCAGUCAUGGUGCAGUCACCCAGGUUUGACGGCAAGGUGCCACAGUGGCACCAUUUCCAGUGCUUUUGGAAGCGCGCGCGGCCUCUGACGCAGGCCGAUGUGGACGGCUUCAGCGAGUUGCGCAGCGCUGACCAGGACCGCAUCAAGAAGCACAUCGAGGGCAGUGCGGACGGUGAAGGGAAAAGCAGUGGCAAGGCAAAUGGAGGAGCAGCAGCAUCAAACACCCUCCCAGAUUUUUUGGUGGAGUACGCCAAGUCCAACCGCAGCAAGUGCAAGGGCUGUGAUGACAAGAUCGAGAAGGACGACGUGCGUAUCUCGCGGAAGAUGAUCAACAUCGAGAAGCCGCACCUGGGCAUGAUUGACCACUGGUACCACACCAACUGUUUCGUGGAACAUCGCGACACGCUGGGCUUCCUUUCGACGUACGGCGCAAAUCAGAUCGGUGGCUUCACGCGGCUCAACGCCAAUGACAAGAAGGCUGUCGAGACCCUGCUCGGCACUGUCGUCGUCGAUGGAAAACGUAAAGCAGAGGACCAGGUAGAUGAGGUGGCCAAGAAGAUCAAGUUGGAGUCCAUGCAACAGAAGGAAGAGGAAGAGAAGAUGCUAAAGAAGCAGAGCAAUGUUAUCUGGAGCUUCAAGGAUGGCCUGAAGAGCUGCAGCGAUGAGAUUGACCUCAAGGAGCUGCUGAUUGCCAACAAACAGGCCGUGCCAUCUGGCGAGUCUGCGGUGCUGGAGCGCCUGGCUGACGGGAUGGCGUUCGGUGCGCUUCUGCCAUGUGCAGAGUGUAAGGACGGGCAGCUCGUGUGCAUGAGCGACGCUUACCGCUGCUCGGGGAACAUCUCCGGCUGGACUAAGUGCACAUUCAGCACAAAGACACCCAAGCGCAAUGAGUGGAUCAUCCCAAAGGAGUUCAAGGAUGUGCCAUUCCUGAAGAAGUAUAAGUACAAGCAGCGCGAGCGCGUCUUCAUGUCCGCCCAAGCUACUACCAGCCCGCCGCGUGCUGCCACCGUCGCCACUGCCACCGUCGCCACUGCUGCAACCAAAAGUGGAGAAGCCCCCGGAACCAGCGCUGGCGCAGUCCCAGGAAAAUUAUUGGCCGGCAAGGCGUUGUGCUUGGUGGGGAAGCUGCAGAAGAGCCGUGAUGAUAUCAAGGCACUGGUGGAGAAACUGGGAGGCAAGAUGACCAGCACGGUCCCCAAGGCCGAUUUCUGCAUCAGCACCAAGAAGGAGGUGGAGAAGAUGUCAAAGAAGAUUGCGGAGGCUCAGACGUGCAACGUAUGCGUGGUGGCGGAGGAUCUGCUCACAGAGGCCUCGGGGCGGCCCUUGGCUGAGCUGGUGUCGGCGCACCGCCUGUCGACCUGGGGGGCGCCAAUAAAGGUUGAGCAGGAGCCAACGGUGAAGACCGAGCCAGUGCUGGAGGUUCCCAAGGAGGCGUCGGCUAAGAGCAGCAAACGAAAGUCGGAGGGUCAGAAGGCCGAGGCGAAUAAGCUGAAGCUGACUGUGAAGGGUCGUGCUGCCGUGGACCCCUUGUCUAAUUUGGUGGAUGUGGCCCACGUGCUGGAGGAUCGUGGCAUGAUCUACGGCGCCGCUAUGAGUCUGGUGGAUGUUGAGAGGGGAACCAACUCGUACUACAAGCUGCAGCUGCUGGAGUGUGACCUCAAUCGAAAAUACUGGGUGUUUCGCUCAUGGGGCCGCUUGGGCACGACGAUCGGUGGCACCAAGCUGGAGAAGAUGAAGAGCCGUGAAGACGCGGUGGAGCACUUCUGCCAGCUCUACUACGACAAGACCGGCAACAAAUGGAACGCCCGCAACUUCGUCAAGUACCCCAACAAGUUCUACCCGGUGGAGACGGACUACGGGCAGGAUGAUGAGGACAUUCAUGAUCUGAAGGCCAUGGCGGGUACCAACUCGAAGCUGGCAAAGCCGAUUCAGGAACUGCUGCGUAUGAUCUUCGACAUAGACAGCAUGAAGAGGACCAUGGUAGAGUUCGAGAUCGAUCUCUGCAAGAUGCCUCUUGGAAAGCUGAGCAGGAAGCAGAUCCAGAGCGCCUACAGCGUGCUGGGGGAUGCACAGAAGCUGGUGUCCGAGAGUGGCCUCACCUCGCUGAUCCAGGACCUGUCCAACAAGUUCUACACCCUCAUCCCGCACGACUUCGGCAUGAAGAAGCCCACACUCCUGGACAACCUCGACUAUAUCAAGAUGAAGGUGGACAUGCUCGACAACCUGAUGGACAUCGAAGUGGCAUACAGCCUCCUGAACCCCAAGGACGAGACGUCGGGUGGCAAGAAAGAUUUGCUGGAUGCAAGCUACGAAAAACUGCACACCACUAUAGAGGUGCUGGGUAAGGACACGGAGGAGUUCCGAGUGAUCCUGGAGUAUGUCACCAACACGCACGCGCACACGCACGAUGCCUACGAGCUCGAGGUGGAGGAGGUGUUCAAGGUGUCGCGAGACGGCGAGUUUCAGCGCUACCGCCCGUUCCGCGAGCUUCACAACCGCCAGCUUCUGUGGCACGGUUCCCGCAUGACGAACUACGCCGGCAUCCUCUCCAAGGGCCUCCGCAUCGCGCCCAAGGAGGCUCCAGUUACGGGCUACAUGUUCGGCAAGGGUGUCUAUUUCGCCGACAUGGUGUCCAAGAGUGCCAACUACUGCCACACAAGCCCCAGCAACCCCACCGGCCUCAUCCUGCUCGCCGAAGUCGCCCUCGGAAACAUGCAUGAGCUGAAGCAAAGCGAAUCGAUUACCAAGCUGCCAAAGGGAACCCACAGUGUGAAGGGUGUGGGUAAGACGGCGCCUGACCCGAAGAAGACCGUGACUCUCAACGGCGUGCAGGUGCCAAUUGGCAAUCCUUCCGCGACGGGCAUCAACGACACCAGCCUGCUGUACAACGAAUACAUCGUUUACGACGUGGCUCAGGUGAACAUCAAGUACCUGCUCAAACUGAACUUCAAGUACAAGAUGCAGCUGUGGUAGACAAGCGACAGGCGGAAAACACACAAAACAAAAAAAA
Petromyzon marinus (sea lamprey) is the source of this 3369-nucleotide messenger RNA. RefSeq names its product poly(ADP-ribose) polymerase 1 (gene PARP1). NCBI's taxonomy places the organism in Eukaryota, Metazoa, Chordata, Hyperoartia, Petromyzontiformes, Petromyzontidae. Gene Ontology annotation, molecular function: DNA binding; NAD+ poly-ADP-ribosyltransferase activity; NAD binding. Gene Ontology annotation, biological process: protein poly-ADP-ribosylation; double-strand break repair. Gene Ontology annotation, cellular component: nucleus; nucleolus. The record is from RefSeq and is a predicted model, not a curated record.